AGUUCGAUUUUGUGGGAUUUGACAUGGACGACCACCUGUUGGUGUGGUUGCUGAUUGUGGCGACCCACUCCGGAAUCACUCAGUCUCAGAUUGGCCAACAGACGGCUACAGCCUCGCCCUUCGUGAUCCUGCCGAAGAUCGUUGGUGGCUACACGGUGACCAUUGACCAAGUGCCCUUCCAGGUGUCCGUUCGCCGGCGGUCGAUCCACGAGCGGCACUACGGAUUGGGUCACGUGUGCGGCGGAGCGGUCCUCUCUCAGCGGGUCGUCUGUUCGGCGGCACAUUGCUACGCCAUAAAUACCUCAGAACCACUGGUCUAUCGUGAUCCCGAGUUAUAUGUGGUAGUGGCAGGCAGCAGCGCCAUCGAUCGGACGGACCGCUUCACCCAGGAGUACCUGGUGCAGCGCAUCAUUGGCCACAAAGACUACAAUGGCAGCACGCUGGAGAACGAUAUCGCCCUGCUCUUUCUCAACGGAUUCAUUCCUUGGGAAUCGCCGGGGGUGCGGGCAAUACCGCUGGCCAUAAAAGCACCCGAAGAGGGCACCAUCUGCCUUAUCCACGGAUGGGGCAAGGUCACCAUGAAGGAGAAAUCGGCUUCGCUGCAGCAAGCGCCUGUACCGAUCCUCAACAAGGAGCUCUGCCAGGUGAUCUACAAGCUGCCCGCCUCCCAGAUGUGCGCCGGAUUCCUGCAGGGCGGCAUCGAUGCCUGCCAGGGCGACUCGGGCGGACCGCUGAUCUGCGACGGACGUCUGGCCGGGAUUAUAUCAUGGGGCGUGGGCUGUGCGGAUCCCGGCUAUCCGGGUGUCUAUACCAAUGUGUCGCACUUUCACAAAUGGAUCCGGAGGGCCAACGCUUCGCUGGACUACUCCGAUUACCGGCAAAUACCGCCGCUAAAUCUGGCUAGUCGCAGAUCGGUGUCUUCCAGUUGCUUGGGCAUUGGUGUUCUGGCGCUUGCCAUGAGCCUUCGUCUUUGACGAUGGGACAGUACAAUAAAUCGCUUGCUCUUCUCUGUCCUACAA
This is a messenger RNA of Drosophila sechellia, 1019 nucleotides long. Its product is annotated as trypsin. Gene Ontology annotation, molecular function: serine-type endopeptidase activity. The coding region runs from base 24 to 974 and encodes 316 amino acids. The record is from RefSeq and is a predicted model, not a curated record. Gene Ontology annotation, biological process: proteolysis. The transcript is spliced from 3 exons. NCBI's taxonomy places the organism in Eukaryota, Metazoa, Arthropoda, Insecta, Diptera, Drosophilidae.